Alligator mississippiensis (American alligator) is the source of this 912-nucleotide messenger RNA. Its product is annotated as E3 ubiquitin-protein ligase TRIM39-like. Gene Ontology annotation, molecular function: protein binding. Lineage: Eukaryota; Metazoa; Chordata; Crocodylia; Alligatoridae. The record is from RefSeq and is a predicted model, not a curated record.
AUGCAGCUGCUGCUGCAGGUCCUGCAGGAGCUGGAAGAGGAGGAGUUCAUGAAGUUCAAAUUCUUCCUGAAAGACCCGGCCCUCAAGCCGCAGAUCCCACAAGGGGACCUGGAUGAUGCCUCACGCCAAAACAUCGCCAAAUUCAUGGUGCAGCACUACACCAACAGGGCCCUGGUCAUGGCCCGGAAGAUGCUGGAGCAGAUCCCCCACCUUGAACUGGUGGAGCGCUUCCAGCUCCCACAGGACACGGGUGCUACCAGCAGCCUUAAGCACGCCCCAGCCCCAGGGAAGUACAAGGAAAUGGAAAUGGACAUGACCCUGGACCCAAACACGGCACAUCCCAAACUUGUCCUGUCUGAGAAUUAGAAAUGUGUGAGACAAGACACACGACAGGAUCUGCCUGGCAUCCCUGAGAGAUUUGAUCCUUCUCCCAGUGUCCUGGGCUCUGAGGGGUUCAUGGGCAGGAGGCACUACUGGGAGGUGGAGGUGGGAGACAAGAUGAGCUGGGACCUGGGUGUGUGCAGGGAGUCUGUGCGCAGGAAGGGACAGGUCAUACUGUCACCCAGCAAUGGAUACUGGACCGUGUGGCUGUGGGAUGGGAGAUAUAUGGCCAACACCACCCCCAGGACCUCCCUCCCCGUGAGUGUGCAGCCGAGGCGGGUGGGGGUUUUCCUGGUCUAUGAGCUGGGCGAGGUCUCGUUUUACAAUGUGACGGACAGGUCCCAUCUCUUCACUUUCACUGACUCCUUCUCUGGGACCCUGCGCCCUUUCUUCAGGGUUGGCUCUGAGGGCAGUGGGGAACUGCAUGGCCAGGACAUGGCCUCCCAGCAGACUAAAAUGCUCAGAGAUGCCAAGAAGCUGCAGCCAGAGAGUCCUAAGCCUGGUCUCUUGGGGUUCCUCAGAACCCAAUGA